UAUUUUAGUUUCUGUCAAGUCUAUUCAAAAUUAAAUUCUAUCUUCUGUUGGCAGGGAGAUGAAGUCUUAGCAGUUAAUGGGGUGGAUAUCAGGGGAAAAUCUGCCUUCGAAGUAUCGUCUAUGUUACAAGGUAAAGCAUGGAAAUUGUGGACCUGUGCAAUCUAUUGAAGUUCAAAGGCAACUUGUUGCUCGGACCCCAGUUCUUUAUCGAUUGGAACAAAUAGAUAGUGGUGAUACUUCUGUUGGUUAUGUGCGCCUAAAGGAGUUCAAUGCAUUGGCGAGGAAAGAUCUGCUUAUAGAUUUGUUAAUUAUACAUGGGAGCAGCACCAAGUUCGGCAGUAGACCUAUUUGAAGUUGUUCAAGUAAGCAACUAGCAAGCAGAGUGGCCACUAGUAGUAGAUUGUGACAAAGUGACUUUGUCACCUGGUUUUCAGCAUUCUGAGUUUUUAAUUUAAUUCUGGAUGAUGUAAAAUUAAUUAUUUUAGAACGCGCUACAAGACGAUGCUACAAAUCAGAUGCCUUGAUAUUUCAUGUUUAUUAAUCAGAAUUUUGAUCUAACAACAAUAUGUUGCUGGGUCCAACAUAUUUGUUCUAUACGAUUGUGGUCAGAUGAUCAGUAGUUUCCUUCAUGUAGGAGGAACCAAGCUCAUGUUUGGGAAGAGUAGUUUUCUAAGGAAUGCAAUUAACAUUGUCAAUUAACAAUAACAAUACUGAUAUUUACA
Messenger RNA from Camellia sinensis, 722 nucleotides. The record is from RefSeq and is a predicted model, not a curated record. NCBI's taxonomy places the organism in Eukaryota, Viridiplantae, Streptophyta, Magnoliopsida, Ericales, Theaceae.